GGUGCCCUCUCUCUGACCAAUCCAUCCGGCUCCUCACAGGGCAGAAGUCAACCCCGGCCCCACCGCCUGCCCCUUGGUUUUGGCCCAAAGGUCAGGGGUGGUUGAGAGUUGCACAGGUACUUUUAAAAGAAAAAAAAACAUGGAUAAAUCGGUGGCUGCUAAAAGGCACCAUAGAAUCAUUUUGUUUGGAAGAGACCCUCAAGAUCAUCGAGCGCAGCCAUAACCUGACUCUGGCACUAACCCACGUCCCUAAGAACCUCGUCUAAGCGCCUUUAAAACCCCUUCAGGGAUGGUGACUCCACCACUUCCCUGGGCAGCCUGUUCCAGUGCUUCACAACCCUUUCCAUGAAGAAAUGUUUCCUAAUAUCCAAUGUGAACCUCCUCUGGCACAACUUGAGGCCAUUUUCUCUCGUCCUAUGACUUGCUACUCUGGAGAAGAGACCAAUGCUCUCCAUGCUACAACCUCCUUUCAGGUAGUUGCAGACAGUGAUAAGGUCUCCCCUCAGCCUCCUGUUCUCCAGGCUGAACAGCCCCAGGCCCCUCAGCCGCUCCUCAUCAGACUCAUAAGCCAUCGUGCUCCAAAAGCCGCAGCACCUCGUGUGAGACACUGCAGGCCACAGUGGCAGCUUUGGGAGGUUCAGAGGUAUUUUCAAGCUAAUUCCAGCCUUCUUGGAGGUGGAGGAGUGGAUGGCUGCAUACACAGAGCUGCCGGGCCCUGCCUAGUUGCCGAAUGUCGCAACCUGAGCGGCUGUGAGACUGGACAAGCAAAAAUCACCUGUGGAUACGACCUCCCUGCAAAAUAUGUGAUCCAUACUGUGGGGCCGAUCGCAAGAGGCCAUCUCACCGACACUCAUAAAGAAAACUUGGCAAAUUGCUAUAAAUCCUCUCUGAAACUGGCAAAAGAAAACAACAUCAGAUCAAUUGCAUUUCCCUGUAUUUCAACAGGAAUUUAUGGUUUUCCAAAUGAGCCUGCUGCUGUCAUUGCCCUUAACACUGCUAAGGAAUGGUUAAGCAAGAAUUACAAUGAGGUGGAUCGUAUCAUCUUCUGCGUCUUCUUGGAGGUUGACUACAAAAUUUUCAAGAAGAAAAUGGGCGAGUUUUUCCCUCUAGAUGAUGCUAAUGAAGAAGGGACUGAGCUGAGUGAAGAGAGAGAAGGAUUGGAACAAAAAGGCCAGCCUCCAUCUCCCACAAAGAGCAAAGCAGAGCAGCCUGAGGACCUGCACGAUGAUGCUGAAGGUGGUAACAGCACAGAGGAGAAGCAAAACACUGAAGAAACGGAGGCCCAGAGCCGAGAGGCAGAUGAGACGAAACCUUCAGCUGUAGCCAGCCUAUUAUCAUCAGAAGAAACAGAGCUGAGCGAGGAUAAAGACUCCCUGAAAGACUUCAAAGGCGCACGGGAGGGUGACCCAGCGCAUCCUGCGGGAUGCCAACAAGAUCAAGCCCAAGGACAACAGGAUGUUUCUGCAGAGGAGGAGGUGAAAACUGGGGCAGACUCCCAAGGCUCCUGCAUGGAACUAGAAGAGCCACUAUUGAACCAGGACGACACAACAGAAGUUGAGAUACCUUUGAGUCAUGGUGCAGUGGAAAAAGAAGAAGGAAAAGAAGAAGAAGGAGGAGGAGCUGAAAUGAACAGUCAAGUUGAAAGUAGAAAUGAUCCUAUGGAAACAGAGCGGGAAGUUUAAGUAACAGGAUGCAGGAGAGGAGAGACCCGAGGAAACCCGACGGGCAGGCACUGACAUCCUACGGCAUCAUUCUCGGCAGAAAAGAGCACACAGAGAUGCUCCACGGGUUGGGAGGGAGGGAGCUUUGGGGAAAUGACUCUUUGCUUUAAUUUCUCUUUGUUCUUCAUUGCAUUUUGUUCUGUAAGCCUGUUGAAAAAAACAUAACUUCCCACUUCUAACGAUGUUUUGCAAUUAUCCCUGCAAUUACAACAGUUUCUUCUGAACUGUGAGUCCCUGUCUUAUAUUGGGUCUCUUUUCUUCCUGCAUCGUAUCAUCAGUAGCCUGUUUCCAGGCCCACCCCUUUUCUAGCAUCUUUAUCUUCUUUCUUAGUUACGGUACUGUCUGCAAACCACCUGUGGGAGCCAGUUUAUUCUCCUCCACCCCCUCUUUUUUUUUUUGUUGUUUAAACUUUUUCCUAGGAUAUAAACAGAGAUUUUCAUCGAGAACCUGAACUGCUGCAGAGGAUUAUAAUCUGCACACACUGAUUAACAAACGCCCUCCUUGUGCUAGGGAUUUGAAAGACUAGAUGCUCCAAAAUCUCAGAAAUAUUGAUAGAGACAGCCCUACACAUUGCCCGCCUCCGGGCUUGUCACUUGGCACCCGCCAGCAGGUCACCGUGUCCAAACCGUGGCUGCUAGAAAAGACCGCGGCCGUAUUCCCUUGAGUCCGUACUGGAGGCAGAGUUUGUGCAUUAACUCUUACAUCCCCACACCUCGGGAUCACCCACGGCUCUGCCCUUCACUUUCAGUCUGGCCUGGGAAAGCCAAACCGUGACCAGCCCACGCUGCAGCGUGUCCCUCUGUGGGUCCUACAUGUGAGUAACACACGUGGCACUGAACAGCCGGUGCCCCAAAUCAUCCUGCGCUUUCCCACUUAGCACCGCGCACCUUGAAAUCGGUGCUGUGAGCGUGACCUUCGGGCGCCGGUAGGCGACACAUGUUUCCUUGAGCCUGUGAGUGACAGAGGAAAACAUGCACUCUGCGUUCAAGGCGCCUUUAAAUAUGGCUUCUGGCUUUAACAACCUCACACUGUAUCUUGUGUGAGCCCUCAUUAUAUUUUCUACUGCAUAUGCAUGAUUUCUUUUUUUGAAUUUUUUUUAAAAAGCAAUUAACAGUUAUUUGGAUAAGAAUGUCUUACCAUAUGUCAAUUGUUCUGCCAGCAAAUGCUGCAUUGAAAUUUUUAGAAAAGGAACAAAAGGGUUUCACAUACCAGUCAUACCCAACCAUGCUGUAACUGAAACUGAUAGACAAUUGAUUCUGUUCUUUUUUUUUCCUCCCAAAUACACAUGAAUCUCAAAAUAGUGAUUUACUAGCUGGCCUCUACCUACUGCACAUCCUGUAUGUUUCUGUAUAUUUUCUGUACUGGGUGAUUUUGCUGGAAACAGCCUGUCGUAAUAGGUGAGGCAGGAGUUGAUAGCUACCUUGGGAGGAGGGGGAAUGAAUGCAUUGGGUGUCUGUCCUCUCAAUUCCCCUUUUGUGCAGGUUGCUGUGAAGAGAUCAGGUUGAAGGGCUCCCUCCAUCUGGGUGAGUGAGGGAACCAGCCGUGCAGGGAAUGGACUCAUCAGGCUCGACUUGGAGCUGUGCGAAGUGUCAAGGAGAUCUGAGGUGGCCAGGUCUUCAGCCAAGAGAAAGUAUCCAGUGCUCUGAAUCUAGCUCUGCUCAUUUCCAUCAUGCCUGCUGGUGGGCAAUGUUAAAGGAGCUGUAGGCUGCUCUUAGCCAUGUCCCUCUUGCCAUCACCAACUAGCUGUAGCUGGGGAGCCAAAGGGAGAGCCCCACAGAAGGCUGGGGUGUGACGGUUCAGCGAGGAGACAAAGACUCCUUAAAGUCUUGGUAAAGACUGACUGAUAUGAAAAAAAAAAAAAAAAAAAAAAAGAAAAUUUGCAAAGAUGCAUCAAAUUAGACACUCUAACCCCUGACAGUAAUUUCAUUGCACUUCCCAUUUAAACUUUUUCCUCAAACAGCAGCGAGUCUUUGAAACUAUGAACCAUUUGGCCAAGGAUGCAGCAGCAAAGCAUGAAGCCCAGGUAGGAUGUGUAAAGCAAGGAAACGCAGGAGGUGGUUAAGUAAGUCCUUACAGGACACUUUGCAGCCGUGUCUGUAUCUGGCUUUCUCCAAGUGGGUUUUUGUUUUGAGUUGUUGGGGUUUUUUUACCUGUCAUAAACUGGGUUAUAUAGUUCGGCAGUGUCAAGUGUUUCAGCAGAGCAAGUUAGUCAGGGGCUGGACCUAUGGCCCUGACUGCAGCCUCUGCCACUCUUGCUAGGGCUGCAGAAAUGCAGGGAGGGACUUUCACAGAGGAGCAAGUGUCAGGCCAGAAAUCACUCUGCAGGGAUUUUUGGCAUGGGUUUUUGGUUUAAACUCAAACCACGUUUGUGGUAUGUGGCGUAAAGAGAACAGCAGCCCUUUGGUACUGUGUUUGCAAACAAAGUAUCAGGCUCUGCCUUGUCUUGUCACUCCUGUGUCCAAAAGUGCUCAGCCCUGCCAUUAGGCAUGAUAACGUUCAGGCUGGUGGCUGCUCUGAUGGAGGAUGGUUUCCUCAUGUGCUGACACCCAAAGGUGAUGUUUGAGACACAGUCUAUAGCACCAGGUCACACAUUUACCAAUUGUCAGUCUUUCUAUAAAGCUCUGAGAAAGUCUCUCUGGAUUAACAGUGGUUGGCUUUAGGCAUUUGAAUAAAAAUAUACUUAUUAAAAAACAACAACAAAAUGAGAUACUUUUCUCUAUAUGCAGUGCAUGCCAGCUUUGCUUUUAAAAUGACAAACUUAACAGAGUAUGUGGAUCUAUUUUCUUGGGAAAAAGGGGUUUUUAUCAUAUGAUUCAUCCAGGAUUUGCCUUACCCUGGCAUUUGUGAUAUAAAGUUGUUUAAAAAAAAACUCAAUCCAAAAAUAUGUUUCUACUUCAAUGCAAAGAAAUGUAGACUGUUGCUUGCAAAAUGUCUUCUAAUAGAUGGUCUAGCAGCUACAUCAGUUAACACAUGCCUCUUCUGGUACUCUGUCAUUUACGUGCUGAAUUUGCCUCUGAGUCUGUUAUUUUUCCUUUUGUCUAUGCCAUGCAUUGGAAAACUUAAAGAACCAAUGCUUUCAUGCUACAUACAAUGUUUGUUAAAGCAAAACUUUAAUAAAGCUUGUUCUGAAGAUGA
Messenger RNA from Columba livia (rock pigeon), 4856 nucleotides. It is a transcript of the gene MACROD2, whose product is annotated as mono-ADP ribosylhydrolase 2. The transcript is spliced from 16 exons. The coding region runs from base 354 to 1682 and encodes 442 amino acids. Lineage: Eukaryota; Metazoa; Chordata; Aves; Columbiformes; Columbidae. The record is from RefSeq and is a predicted model, not a curated record.